Messenger RNA from Sphaeramia orbicularis (orbiculate cardinalfish), 1193 nucleotides. Its product is annotated as dexamethasone-induced Ras-related protein 1-like. The transcript has 2 exons. Lineage: Eukaryota; Metazoa; Chordata; Actinopteri; Kurtiformes; Apogonidae. Bases 43 to 837 code for a protein of 264 amino acids. The record is from RefSeq and is a predicted model, not a curated record. Gene Ontology annotation, biological process: signal transduction. Gene Ontology annotation, molecular function: GTPase activity; G-protein beta-subunit binding; GTP binding.
UUUCCUAUUCACCCUUAUCCACUGGGUGCAGCUGCAGCAAGCAUGAUAAAGAAAAUGUCACCAUCCGAGAACGACUUUGACAUACCCGCCAAGAAUUGCCACAGGAUGGUGAUUCUGGGCUCCACUAAAGUUGGGAAGACAGCUAUCAUCUCUCGGUUUUUGAACGAAAGGUUUGACGACCAGUACACACCUACUAUUGAGGACUUUCAUAGGAAAUUCUACAGCAUCAGAGGGCAUGUUUACCAGCUGGACAUCUUGGACACAUCUGGAAAUCACCCAUUUCCAGCAAUGAGGAGGCUUUCAAUACUCACUGGUGAUGUAUUCAUCUUGGUUUUCAGUCUGGACAACAGAGACUCAUUCCAAGAGGUGCAACGUCUCAAGCGUCAAAUAUUCGAAACAAAGUCCUGCCUGCGAAAUAAAACCAAGGAAAACGUGGAUGUCCCGUUGGUCAUCUGCGGCAACAAGUGUGACAGAGACUUUUACCGUGAAAUACAGGAGGAUGAGAUUGAGCAGCUGGUUGGAGGAGACGAGCACUGCGCCUACUUUGAGAUCUCAGCAAAGAAGAACAUUAACGUAGACCAAAUGUUUCAGACUCUGUUUACCAUGGCCAAGCUGCCCGACGAAAUGAGCCCCGACCGACACUGCAAAGUUUCCCUGCAGUACUGCGAGGUUCUCCACAGAAAGUCCUUCAGAAACAAGAAGUGCAAAGACGGGAAUGCAUAUGGUGUCGUGGCGCCGUUUGCACGGAGACCAAGCGUGCACAGUGACUUGAUGUAUAUUAAAGAAAAGGCAAUUGGAGGCAGUCAGACCAAAGAGAAAGGCUGCAUCAUUUGCUGACACUGUACAUCCCAGUGUGCAAAAGGACUUGAUAAGACUCUUACCUGAACUACUGCAGUCAGAACAUGCCCCCAAAAAACAGUGGAUUUUCUGUGCACAUAGGACAAGUGUCUCAGCUCACUGGCCUAAAACCUGUGUAAUGAUACAGUAGAUAAUCUGAAGAUGCUGUAAAAUCUACUAGAGUUUGCCUAAAGUGGCACUGGAGAAAAAAAAAUAAAUGUUUACAUUUUGCUAUUUUUAAAGACUUGAAUGUAUGUUGCAUUAUGAACAAAUUUUAUUGAGUAUGUAUUUAUGUCUACACCAACUUUUGCAAAAAAAGAAAAAAAGAAAAAAAAAAAAAAAGGAAAUAAAAACUU